AUGGAGGGUUAUGUCAGGCGGGGUUCGUGGAGGGAGACAGGACCCAAAGGAGGGCUGGGAGGUCAGGCGGGUGUGUGGGAGGGAGACUAGGGACCAUGGGGGGGCUGGGACUGGUCAGGUCGGGGUGGGUCGUGGGGGGAGAUAGGGACAAUGGGGGGCUGGUAGUCAGGUCAGGGGGGGUGUUCGGAGGGGGAUAGGAGCACAGGGGGUGGUAUGGUCAGGUGGCGGGGGUGUCGUGGGGGGAGACUAGGGACACAGGAGGGCGGUACUGGUAGGGCAGGCGGUGUGCGUGGAGGGGACUGGACCAAAGGGGGUGGUACUGGCAGGUCAGGGGUGUGUCGUGGAGGGAGACUAGGGGCACAGGGGUGGUCGGUCAGGGAGGCGGUGUGCGUGGAGGGGCUAGGACACAGGAGGGGGGUGGUACUGGGAGGGGCGGGUUGUGUCUGGAGGGAGACUAAGGAAAGGGGGCUGGUACUGGGGCAGGGGUUGGGCGUGAGGGGACAGGGAAAGGAGGGUGGUACUGGGAAGGCGGUGGUCGUGGAGGGGGACAGGCACAUGGGGGGGGAUGGUCGGUCAGGCGGUGUGGUGGAGGAGCUAGGGGAAAAGGGGGGCUGGUACUGGUCAGGUCAGGCCUGGGGCGUGGGGGAGACUGGAGCACUGGGGGGCUGGGACGGGGCAGGUCAAGGGGGUGUGUCGUGGAGGGGGACUAGGACACAUGGGGGCUGGUAUUUGGUGGCAGCGUGUUCGUGGAGGGGACUAGGACACAUGGGGCUGGUACUGGUCGGCGGUUGGUCGGGAGGGGGCAGGAGCACAUGGGGGGCUGAAUGGUCGGAGCGGUGUGUCGUGGAGGGAGACUAGGAGCACAUGGAGGGCUGGUACUGGUCAGGUCAGGCGGUGUGUCGUGGAGGGAGACUAGGGACACAUGGAGGGCUGGAGGGACAGUACUGUAAUUGAAACCACAGGAUGAACAGCAGUCAAAGGGAGGUAGAGCAGAGUCCUGUUUAUUAUGGCACGUGGUAGCAAAACCUUCUGCAAUGGGAAAAUGAACGCGAGUGUUUCUUAUUGGUCCAAGUCCAGCUAGUCCCUCCCCAUUUUCUUCUGUUUGGUGCCUAAUGAACACAACCCAGUCACAUGGCACAGCAGUGACCUAUCUGACCCUAACCGUCACCCUUAAAAUACACUUUUAAAUAGGUUAUGUAAUUGCUAAUUACUUUCAGAACCAACUACCUACCUAAUCAUCUCUACCUUCAGAACCAACUACCUACCUUAUCAUCUCCACCUUCAGAACCAACUACCUACCUUAUCAUCUUUACCUUCAGAACCAACUACCUACCUUAUCAUCUCUACCUCCAGAACCAACUACCUACCUUAUCACCUCUACCAUCAGAACCAACUACCUAGCUUAUCACCUCUACCUUCAGAACCAACUACCUACCUUAUCCAUCUCUACCUUCAAAACCAACCACCUACCUUAUCAUCUCUACCUUCAGAACCAACUACCUACCUUAUCAUCUCUACCUUCAGAACCAACUACCUACCUUAUCACCUUUACCUUCAGAACCAACUACCUACCUUAUCAUCUCUACCUUCAGAACCAACUACCUACCUUAUCACCUCUACCUUCAGAACCAACUACCUACCUUAUCAUCUCCACCUUCAGAACCAACUACCUACCUUAUCUCUACCUUCAGAACCAGUGUAGCUGGAUAUUAUGACUAGGGUAUACUGUAUACUACUAUUUUUGAGCCUGGUGACAGACAGCGAGAGCCCCCUUCUCUGGUAUGUAGUUAAUUAUGAUCCUCACUAGCUGCUUUCUUUUUCACCCUCUCCCUCCAUUCACCCUCUCCCUCCAUUCACCCUCUCCCUCCAUUCACCCUCUCCCUCCAUUCACCCUCUCCCUCAUUCUCCCUCCAUUCACCCUCUCCCUCCAUUCACCCUCCAUUCUCCCACUAGAUGUUGCAAAAGCACACGCUACUCUUGUUGACUAAACAUAUAGGCUAGUGGUGAGUAGACCGAAUGUACUUUUUUCUUCGGCCUACGUAGUGAAGUUAGCUAACAUCCCCUUUUCAACAUUGUUUUUAAGAGUGUUUAAUCACUAUUGCUGCUAACAGACAUGAUGGGACAUGAUAGCAAAAACCAAGCCAUGAGGUCGGAGGAAUUGUCCGUAGAGCUCCGAGACAGGAUUGUGUCGAGGCACAGAUCUGGGGAAGGGUACCAAAACAUUUGUGCAGCUUGAAGGUCCCGAAGAACACAGUGGCCUCCAUUCUUAAAUGGAAGACUCUUCCUAGAGCUGGCCGCCCGGACAAACUGAGGAAUCAGGGGAGAAGGGCCUUGGCCAGGGAGGUGACCAAGAACCCAAUGGUCACUCUGACAGAGCUCUAGAGUUCCUCUGUGGAGAUGGGAGAACCUUCCAGAAGGACAACCAUCUCUGCAGCACUCCACCAAUCAGGCCUUUAUGGUAGAGUGGCCAGAAGGAAGACACUCCUCAGUAAAAGGCACAUGACAGCCCACUUGGAGUUGAAGUUGAAGCCCUCUCAUUCACACCUUCUCCCGCCAGUCUCCCUCUCCCGCCAGUCUCCCUCUCCCGCCAGUCUCCCUCUCCCGCCAGUCUCCCGCCAGUCUCCCUCUCCCUCCAGUCUCCCUCUCUCUCUAUUCACAGUAGAUCAGAAGUGUAACUGUUUUAGAGUCUCUGAUAAUUUCUUCCUUUUCAGUGCUCUGUUUUGGUGUGGAUGUUCCAUAAUGUGCUCUGUUUUGGUGUGGAUGUUCCAUAAUGUGUUCUGUUUUGGUGUGGAUGUUCCAUAAUGUGUUCUGUUUUGGUGUGGAUGUUCCAUAAUGUGUUCUGUUUGGUGUGGGAUGUUCCAUAAUGUGUUCUGUUUUGGUGUGGAUGUUCCAUAAUGUGUUCUGUUUUGGUGUGGAUGUUCCAUAAUGUGUUCUGUUUUGGUGUGGAUGUUCCAUAAUGUGUUCUGUUUUGGUGUGGAUGUUCCAUAAUGUGUUCUGUUUUGGUGUGGAUGUUCCAUAAUGUGUUCUGUUUUGGUGUGGAUGUUCCAUAAUGUGUUCUGUUUUGGUGUGGAUGUUCUAUAAUGUGUUCUGUUUUGGUGUGGAUGUUCCAUAAUGUGUUCUGUUUUGGUGUGGAUGUUCCAUAAUGUGUUCUGUUUUGGUGUGGAUGUUCCAUAAUGUGUUCUGAAGUAACUUUCAUGUAUUACUGUAGUUUCUGGAAGUAAUCUGAAAUGCAAACCGUAUUACAAUGUUAUAUAGCCUCUGUUUCCUCUGAAAAGACAAAUGAUUCAUGUCUUUCCUUAAAUAUCCCUUUCCUUUUAUAGAAAUCUAAUCUUAUAUAAAAGUUGUCCAGAAGAGCAGUUUGUACCAGACGGUAUAUGGAGGCAGAUGUAAUGAUGAAGUCCGUGGUGUUCCUAUGAGUUAUCCUGAACUGGGCUGUUCUGUUUCCUAUGAGUUAUCCUGAACUGGGCUGUUCUGUUUCCUAUGAGUUAUCCUGAACUGGGCUGUUCUGUUUCCUUUGAUAUGUCAGGUGGAAAUCCCCAGCGGCGGUGCUAAGGUGGUAGGUCUUAAUGUCAUGUAUUAGAUCACUCAAAAUAACAAUAGAUGCCUUCCAGGUCGUCACCACAUUGAUGUAUAAUAGAAGAUUAUUGGACCCCAGACUGCAAAAAAAGAUGACCUGGAACGCACCCAAUUUACUUUAUCAAUGAUCACCAAAUACAACUUUUAGUCUUAAAACUAACACUGUUUGGGAACACAUUUUAGACUUUGAUACACCCUAACUAACUAACGUGACUCACGGGGUGAUAAGAUGGCGUCAUCAGCUGAUCAUUCUGGGCAUGCUCUGUGUGCUCCCUGGGAAUAAUAUCAUGGCGGUGGUUUCAUAACGUAACGGGUGUGAUGUGGUGGUUGGGGAAUUGAGGAGCCGCAUGCUCCAAUAAUGGUGUUGUUUCCAUGGUAACCCACCACCAUCAUCAUCAUCAUCAUCAUCAUCAUGUGCUGUUGUGCUUAGAAAGAACGGUGUUGUUGGGCUUUAGGUUCACUUAUCGAUGCUUUGUUAAAGUGAUCAUUUUCACUUUAAUGUGAUCGCCUGUCAAUAUAACGUUUCAACCCCUCUAUGUUGUGCCUUUUCAUUGCCAUGGAGCUUUGUUAAAAGCCUGGUCCUACACCUGUUUUGCAUGACAGGGAGUGGUACAAACUGGCUGGUACCCCAGGCUACUUGUUAAAGCUAAACAGCUGUGUGUCUCUGCAUCGUGUCUCAUGCUCUCUUAUGGCUCUGUGUCUCUCUAUGUAAUCGUUUGUUCUGGUUGCUGUCUGUAUGUGGCUUUCUAUUCUGUCAGUUCCUCUAUUCUAGUGGUCAGAAUUUCAUCAUUAUCGUCCCUCUUUUUUCCCUGUGUCCCUAAUAUGAUGCCUCCAAGCGGGGCCGAGAAGCACGGGAAAUGGGAAGUAUUCCCGGAGCGGGGUAGCUUUUCGCUACUGAAAAUUCUCGUCUCUAAUUCUUUUAUCUAUAUAAAAGGGGGGAAAGAAAGGGCGUCCUCCCGUCUAAAAGGCUUUCCUUUGUCUCUGUCUCUCUCUCUCUUCACCCUCUUUUAUUCUCUUCCCCUCUCUCUUUUUGUCUCUCUAUCUUCUUUUCUCUGGUCUUUUGUUGUUUUUUGUUGUCUGCUAUCCCCUGGCUCUAUCGGGUCUCAUUUAAGGAGGGAGGAGUUCUACCCGUAGAGUGUAGGCUUAACAGUAGAAAGAAGGUUUAUGGCACAUCAGACAGGUUCUGGUCAAAGCUGAGCUGGAGAAGUUCCAACAGUACAAAGACAUCUACGACGCGUUGAAGAAAGGAAAGGUGAGAGCUGAGACCUGGGCCUGUCUAGAUACUGUACUAGCAGGGUUGAGAUCUGGGCCUGUCUAGAUACUGUACUAGCAGGGUUGAGAUCUGGGCCUGUCUAGAUACUGUACUAGCAGGGUUGAGACCGGGCCGUCUAAAAUUUUGUACUAGCAGGGGGAGUCUGGGCCGUUUUAGAUAUGUACCAGCAGGGGGAGAAUGGGCCCUGUUAGAUCCCGUUUCUAGCAGGGGUUGAGAUCGGGCCUGUCUUUGAUACGGGACUAGCAGGGGGUUUAGAUCUGGGCUGUCUAGGGUACGUACUGCAGGGGUUUAGACCUUUGGGGCCCGUUUAGAUACUGUAAGCAGGGGGGUUUAGAUUGGGCCCGUCUAGAUAUGUUAAAAGCAGGGUUUUAGAUCUGGGCCGUCUAGAUAAGUACUAGAAGGGGGGGAGACCUGGGGGUGUUAGAUAAUGUACCCAGCGGGUUUUAGACCCGGGGCCCGUUUUUAAUAAUGUAUAGCAGGGUUUAGAUUGGGUGCUAAGGGUUAAUUUUUAGGAAAGGGGUUUGGGUUGGGUUUUUAGAUAAUUGUACUAGCAGGGUUGAGGGUUGGGCCGGGAGAUACUGGACUAGCAGGGUUGGGGAACCUGGGCCUGUUUUGAUACUGUUUAACGGGUUGAGAAAUUUGGGGGUUUAAAAUAAUGUAUUAGAAGGGGUUUAGAAAUGGGCCUGUCUAGAUUUUUUCUGUACCCAGCCGGGGUUUAAGGGGUCUGGGGGCCGGCCUUUAGAUAGAGCGGGGUGAUCCUGAUUUACAGAAUGCCAGGGGAUCACCCAAAACCAAUUUUUAAAAGGGGACAGGGGCGGGCCCCGGGGGCGGCAGGGGAGGGGGGCAACCCAAAAAGGGACCACCCCACAAAACCCAAACAAACACACACCCCAACCCGCCCAACACAACAGGCACACACCCCAAAAAAAACAGCACCCCACCCCAAAAAACCCAAAAAGGGAAAAACCCCAAACCAAAACAAGGGACCACCCCAAAAACCAAAAAAAGGGACACCCCCCCAAACCCAAAAAGGGACACACCCAACAGCACACACCCCCCAAAACCCAAAAAAGCACACACCCCCCAGGGAACACCCCAAACCAAAAAAGGGACACACAAAGCACACACCCCCCAAAAAAAAAAAGGGACACCCAACACAAAACCCCACCCCAAACCAAAAAGGGACACACCCCCCAAAACCCAAAAAACAAAAAACCCCCAAAAAAAAACAGAAAACCCCCCCAAAAAAAAAGCCCCAAAAAAAAAGGCCCCAAAAAAGCACCACCCCAAACCAAAAAAGCAAACAAACCAAAAAAGCACACACAGCACACACCCCCAAACCAAACAGCCCCACCCCAAAACCAAAAAAGCACACACCCCAAACCCCCCAAAAGCACACACCCCAAAAACCCAAAAAAAAGCACAAACCCAACAGCACCAAAACCCCAAAAACCAAAAAAAGCACAACCCAAAAAGCACACCCCCAAAAACCCAAAAAGGGACACACAACAGGGACAAAACCCCAAACCCAAAAAGCACACCCAAAAAGCACACACCCCAAACCCAAACAGCACACACCCCCCAAACCCAAACAGCACACAACCCCCAAAAGCCACACCCCCAAAACCCAAAAAGGGACCACCCAAAGCCCCAACCCCAAACCAAAAAAAGCAAAACCAACAUCACACCCCCAAAAAAAAACAGCAAACACCCCAAACCAAAAAAGCACACAAAACCCCCAAAACCCAAAAGCACACCAAACCCCCAAAAAAACAGCACACACCCCCCCAAACCAAAAAGCACCCCACCAAAAAAGACACAAAAAGAACCCCACCCCAAAAACCCCAAAAAACACAACCCCCCCCAAACCAAAACAGCACACAAACCCCCAAACCCAAAAAGAAAAAACCCCAAACCAAAAAGAAACACCCCAAAAGCACAACCCCCAAAACCCCAAAAAGGAACACAAACCCACAAAACCCCAAACCAAACAGCACAACCAAAAAACCAAACCCCCAAAAAACCAAAAACCCCAAAAACCCAAAAAUUUACAAAAACCCCAAAAAAACACACCACCCCCGACCAAAAAAUCAACACCCCCCCCAAAAAAACACACCCCCAGAAACCCAAAAACACACACCCCAGACCAAAAACACAACCCCCAGACCAAACACCCAACCCAGACCAAACACACACCCCCCAGACCCAAAAAACACACCCCCCAGACCAAAAACACACCACCCCAAACCAAAACACAACCCCAACCCCAAACAGCACACACCCCAAAAACCCAAAAGGGCCCCCACCCCAAAACCCAAAAAGCACACACCCCCAAAACCCAAAAAAGCACACACCCCCAAACCAAAAAAGGGACACACCCCCAAACCAAAAGACACAACCCCAAAAGCAACACCCCAAACCCCAAAAAGGCACACAACCCAAAAGCAAAACCCCCAAAACCCAAAAACACACACCCCAAAAACACACACCCCCCAAAACCAAAAAAGCACACACAACACACCCCACCCCAAACCAAACAGCACAACAACAAACACCCCCCCAAACCAAACAGCAACACCCCCCCCAAAAAAAAGCAACACACACCCCAAACCAAACAGAACACACCCCAAAACCAAAAAAGAAAACACCCCCAAAACCCAAAAAGCACACCCCCCCAAAAAGACACACAGGGACACACCCCAAACCAAAAGGCACCAAAAACCCCCAAACCCAAAAAGCACACACCCCCAAAACCAAAACCCGGCAAACCCCCCCAAACCAAACAGCACACACCCAAAAAAGCAAAAACCCCAAACCAAAAAGCAAACCCAACAGCAACACCCCAAACCCAAAAAGCACACACAACAGCACAAACCCCAAAAACCCAAACCCACACCCAAAAAAAGGCACACCCCCCCCAAACCAAAAAAGCAAACCCCCCAAACCAAACAGCACCAACCCCAAAAAAAAAAAAGGGACACACCCAAAAACCCAAAAAAAACACCCCACCCCAAACCAAACCAAAACCCCCCAGACCAAAAAGCACACCCCCCAGACCCAAAAACCCACACACCCCAAACCAAAAAGGGAAAACCCCCCCAAAACCCCAAAAGCAAACACCCCCAAAACCCAAAAGGGACACAACCCCAAAACCAAACAGCACCCCCACCCCAAACCAAAAGCACACCAAAACCCCAAAACCAAAAAAGCACACACCCCCAAACCAAACAGCACCACACCACCCAAAAAAAAACAAAACACCCCAAAACAAAAACCACAAACCCCAAACCAAAACACCCAAAAAACCCCAAAAAAAAAAACAACCCCCCCAGACCCAAAAAACCCCCACCCCCAAACCCCCAAACACCCCCCCCCAAACCCCAAAAAUCACACACCCCAAACCAAAAAAGACACACCCCAGACCCAAAACAAACCCCCAAAAACACACCCACAACCCAAAAACAACACCCCAAACCCAACACACACCCCAAACCAAACAUCAACCCCAAACCCAACAUCACACACCCCAAACCAAACAUCACACACCCCAGACCAAACAUCACACACCCCAAACCAAACAUCACACCCCAAACCCAACAUCACACCCCAAACCAAACAUCACACACAACAUCACACCCAACAUCACACCCCAAACCAAUUACCACUGAACUAAAUCUAAAGUAGUCUGACUGCAUCGUCUUGCAACAGCCCUGUAGCGCUUAAUGUCUUUACUUGAUCUCUGAAAUAACCCUCUUCCUCCUCCUCCUCCUCCUCAGCCCUGUAGCGCUUAAUGUCUUUACUUGAUCUCUGAAAUAACCGUCCUCUUCCUCCUCCUCCUCCUCCUCAGCCCUGUAGCGCUUAAUGUCUUUACUUGAUCUCUGAAAUAACCGUCCUCCUCCUCUUCCUCUUCCUCUUCCUCCUCCUCCUCUCCUGUAGCUGUGUUUCUCCUGUCGGACUAAACGGUUCUCCUUCUUCACCUGGUCCUACACCUGCCAGUUCUGCAAAAGGUACAUUUUAUAUUAUAGUUGUAUUUAUAUUACAGUUGUAGCUAUUUAUAUUACAGUUUUAUGUAUUUUAUAGUCAGGGGUUGGAACCAAAUCAUUUUCAAAUCGUUUCGUUCUGAACAGUGUACAUUUUUUUGUUCCGACUUGCAAAAUAAAGUUCUGAACCAAAAAUAGUAGCAAUUUACAUUGUUCCUUUCUGUUCUUUUUUAAGCCUCUGAAAUCAAUUAUUAAUGAACUUGACAUGAAAUGACUUCACCAAUCCCAGCAGAUGGAGCAGCUUGCUGUCCUGGUGCUACAGUUGUUUCAGCCUGUAGUUUACAUGCGCGAUGGACAGACCAGUGCAGGGCGCGAGAUGCAACGGACAGUUUGUGGGUGGUGAGAGAGCGAAAGAGGGUGGAGGAGGCUUGAAGCGAAAGCGGGUGGAGGAGGCUUGAAGCGAAAGCGGGUGGAGGAGGCUUGAAGCGAAAGAGGGUGGAGGAGGCUUGAAGCGAAAGAGGGUGGAGGAUGCUUGAAACGCUGGCAAUAUUGUUAUUAUGACAUGCAUUAUCUGAAUUAUGCCCACAGAAUUAAACCUACGGAGGAGCGGCUUCUAUGGAGGACCUUAGAAUGUCUGGAUUUCAGAGAGUUGGUUUAAAGUUGGACCAGAGUUAGUUAGUUAGUUAGCUAGUUAGUUAGCUAGUUACAUUUUCGUCAUUUAGCAGACGCUCUUAUCCAGAGCGACUUACAAAUAGGUGCAUUCACCUUAUAUCCAGUGGGAUAACCACUUUACAAUGUUAUUAUAUAUAUAUUUUUUAUAUAUAUAUAUAUAUUUUUUUUGGGGGGGGGGGGGGUAGAAGGAUUACUUUAUCCUAUCCCAGGUAUUCCUUAAAGAGGUGGGGUUUCAAAUGUCUCCGGAAGGUGGUGAGUGACUCCGCUGUCCUGGCGUCGUGAGGGAGCUUGUUCCACCAUUGGGGUGCCAGAGCAGCGAACAGUUUUGACUGGGCUGAGCGGGAACUAUGCUUCCGCAGAGGUAGGGGGGCCAGCAGGCCAGAGGUGGAUGAACGCAAUGCCCUCGUUUGGGUGUAGGGACUGAUCAGAGCCUGAAGGUACGGAGGUGCCGUUCCCCUCACAGCUCCGUAGGCAAGCACCAUGGUCUUGUAGCAGAUGCGAGCUUCAACUGGAAGCCAGUGGAGUGUGCGGAGGAGCGGGGUGACGUGAGAGAACUUGGGAAGGUUGAACACCAGACGGGCUGCGGCAUUCUGGAUGAGUUAUAGGGGUUUAAUGGCACAGGUAGGGAGCCCAGCCAACAGCGAGUUGCAGUAAUCCAGACGGGAGAUGACAAGUGCCUGGAUUAGGACCUGUGCCGCUUCCUGUGUAAGGCAGGGUCGUACUCUCCGAAUGUUGUAGAGCAUGAACCUACAGGAUCGGGUCACCGCCUUGAUGUUAGCGGAGAACGACAGGGUGUUGUCCAGGGUCACGCCAAGGCUCUUCGCACUCUGGGAGGAGGACACAACGGAGUUGUAAACCGUGAUGGCGAGAUCAUGGAACGGGCAGUCCUUCCCCGGGAGGAAGAGCAGCUCCGUCUUGCCGAGUUUCAGCUUGAGGUGGUGAUCCGUCAUCCAUACUGAUAUGUCUGCCAGACAUGCAGAGAUGCGAUUCGCCACCUGGUUAUCAGAAGGGGGAAAGGAGAAGAUUAGUUGUGUGUCGUCAGCGUCGCAAUGAUAGUUAGUUAGCUAGCUAGUUAGUUAGUUAGUUAGCUAGUUAGCUAGCAAGCAAGCUUGUGUGUGUAGAGCGGCUCCAGAAUGAAUAACAAGUCUUACCUUUUUGUAGUUAAUGAAUCCAAUGUGAAACGUGAUAACUAUAGUAUCCGCAACUAGCAUUGAAACGUUAAUACAUUCUUCUCUAAUUAAAAAUCUCUCCCUAAUUUCUGAAUCACGCUUGUAACGUCAGUACAGUAGGUAGCCUGAACACACUGGUAAAGAUGUUCAGCUGACAGACACUGGAAUACGUUUCUAAGUGACAGAGGGAGGGCUUUGCAUAGGAGCCUUGUGUUCUUUGUGGGAUGCCAGGGGGAAAAAAUGUCCGGAAGGUAAAUUAACGUUAUUAACUGGUUCCCGUGCUUUUAAAAUAACGUUUCUGUUCCGGAGCAGUAUAGAUCACUUUCGUUCCUGGUUCUCUUUCUGUUCCUCUAAAAAUUUCGUUAUUUUACGGUUUUCGGUUCUGUUCCCUGAACCGGUUCCAACCCCUGAUGUGAAUUAUUAUAAUUAUCUUCUACUAAAGAAAAUUUCACCCAAAAACGAUCUUAUAACAGAUGUAUUUCUGUAUUUUGAAAGUUAUAUAUCUUGACAACUUGAUUGCUGACAUGCAAAACCUUUUUGGACUAUAUCAACAAUGGACUAAUGAAACAAAUACCAAAAGAUAGUUUUUGGGUGGAAUUUUCGUUCAUAGACAGGCUCCGGAACCUCCCGCUUUGUGCUGGAUGUGUCAGUCUAUAGUUCAUACAUGCAUAAUCUACAGUGGUUUGCGGAAGUAUUCACCCCCCUUGGCAUUUUUCCUAUUUUGUUGCCUUACAACCUGGAAUUCAAAUGGAUUUUUGGGGGGUUUGAUUUACAUAACAUGCCUACCACUUUGAAGAUGUAAAAUAUUUUUUAUUGUGAAACAAACAAGAAAUAAGACAAAAAAAAAAACAGAACUUGAGCGUGCAUAACUAUUCACCCCACCCAAAGUCAAUACUUUGUAGAGCCACCUUUUGCAGCAAUUACAGCUGCAAAUCUCUUGGGGGUAUGUCUCUAUAAGCUUGGCACAUCUAGCCACUGGGAUUUUUGGCCAUUCUUCAAAGCAAAACUGCUCCAGCUCCUUCAAGUUGGAUGGGUUCCGCUGGUGUACAGCAAUCUUUAAGUCAUACCACAGAUUCUCAAUUGGAUUGAGGUCUGGGCUUUGACUAGGCCAUUCCAAGACAUUUAAAUGUUUCCCCUUAAACCACCCGAGUGUUGCUUUAGCAGUAUGCUUAGGGUCAUUGUCCUGCUGGAAAGUGAACCUCCGUCCCAGUCUCAAGUCUCUGGAAGACUGUAACAGGCUUCCCUCAAGAAUUUCCCUGUAUUUAGCGCCAUCCAUCAUUCCUUCAAUUCUGACCAGUUUCCCAGUCCCUACUGAUAAAAAACAUCCCAGAGCAUGAUGCUGCCACCACCAUGCUUCACUGUGGGGAUGGUGUUCUUGGGGUGAUGAGAGGUGUUGGGUUUGCACCAGACAUAGCAUUUUCCUUGAUGGCCAAAAAGCUCAAUUUUAGUCUCAUCUGACCAGAGUACCUUCUUCCAUAUGUUUGGGGAGUCUCCCACAUGCCUUUUGGCGAACACCAAACGUGUUUCUUUAUUUUUUUCUUUAAGCAAUGGCUUUUUUCUUGCCACUCUUCCAUAAAGCCCAGCCCUGUGGAGUGUACGGCUUAAAGUGGUCCUAUGGACAGAUACUCCAAUCUCCGCUGUGGAGCUUUUCAGCUCCUUCAGGGUUAUCUUUGGUCUCUUUGUUGCCUCUCUGAUUUAAUGCCCUCCUUGCCUGGUCCGUGAGUUUUGGUGGGCGGCCCUCUCUUGGCAGGUUUGUUGUGGUGCCAUAUUCUUUCCAUUUUUUAAAUAAUGGAUUUAAUGGUGCUCCGUGGGAUGUUCAAUGUUUAGGAUAUUUUGUAUAACCAUGUGACAGAUCACGUGACACUUAGAUUGCACACAGGUGGACUUUAUUUAACUAAUUAUGUGACUUCUGAAGGUAAUUGGUUGCUCCAGAUCUCAUUUAGGGGCUUCAUAGCAAAGGGGGUGAAUACAUAUGCACACACCACUUUUCCGUUAUUUAUUUUUUAGAAUUUCUUGAAAUAAGUAACAUUUUUUCAUUUCACUUCACCGAUUUGGACUAUUUUGUGUAUGUCCAUUACAUGAAAUCCAAAUAAAAAUCCAUUUAAAUUACAGGUUGUAAUGCAACAAAAUAGGAAAAACGCCAAGGGGGAUGAAUACUUUUGCAAGGCACUGUAUGAGCAGAAUUACUGUCUUACCUCACUUAGCUACGAAGUCCCUAGUUUGAAGCGACUGUUUUUCUGGAAGCUGUGCUGCGCCAUUUUUCCUACAUUUUCCUCCACGUGGGCCAGCCCCCUAGCAAUUAGAAUUCUAGCCAAUGAGCUUCAGCCCCUCGCCAUUUGAGUGACAGCUAGCAAGAUGCGCACACACAGCAGAGACAGAGAACAAUGACGUAUCUGCACAUAUGUGACGUACUAAGCAAUUUUCGUUGACCACUUUUGUCUCGUGAGCGCUACUUUCAGGACUACUGGCUAAAAAGAAUACAAAAUAAUAUUUUGAGCAUUAAUCAGAAUGAAUGUGACUUGUUGUGUGACUGAAUAUUUCUCUCUCUCUUCAGGCCUGUGUGCUCCCAGUGCUGUGAAAAGGUGAGCCAAAGUCCUCCUUGUCCAUUGACCACACUAGCACUUUAAUUGUUGACAGAUUGCAUGUUCAGAUUGUCUAUAUCUGCCCCUCCUAACUCUGUCCUGUUGUUCCAGAUGAGACUUCCCUUUAACUCUGUCCUGUUGUUCCAGAUGAGACUUCCCUUUAACUCUGUCCUGUUGUUCCAGAUGAGACUUCCCUUUAACUCUGUCCUGUUGUUCCAGAUGAGACUUCCCUUUAACUCUGUCCUGUUGUUCCAGAUGAGACUUCCCUUUAACUCUGUCCUGUUGUUCCAGAUGAGACUUCCCUUUAACUCUGUCCUGUUGUUCCAGAUGAGACUUCCCUUUAACUCUGUCCUGUUGUUCCAGAUGAGACUUCCCUCCAAGCCGUAUGCCAACCUGCCCAUCUCCUCUCUGGGACCUCCUACCACCACCACCCUACCCAGGGAGGAGGAGGGAGGAGGGACAUCAGCCUUGGACACCCCAGAGAAGCCCUCGUCCAGCCAUCACCACAGUCUUAGUCUGCGCCGGUCCGUCUCCAGGUUACAUUACCAUCAUUACCUGUCUUUGGGCUUAGGGAUGUGACCAAUAAUGUUGAAACUGCUAUUCUUUUUAUCGUUUAAACAAUAAGAAAAAAAUAAUUAAAUGACAUGUGAAUUCAGUAUGACCGCUAGGGGGCAGUGUAGUUCAAUUUACCGCAGUCCUGGCUACCUACCAGACAGAGCUCACCUCACUGCUGUCCCCCACCCACUCAGCAGUGAUGGUAGUUAAUGCCGUUUUUAGGUUUUCUGCUGUGUGCCUCUCCUCCUUGUUCUCAGGACUUCAUGUCCCACUGUCCAUCACUGUGAUGGCUCGUUGCAGUGAUGUAGGACCGCGUGUCCGUAGACGUCCAUCACUGUGAUGGCUCGUUGCAGUGAUGUAGGACCGCGUGUCCAUAUAACUCCAUCACUGUGAUGGCUCAUUGCAGUGAUGUAGGACCCCGUGUCUGUAGACGUCCAUCACUGUGAUGGCUCGUUGCAGUGAUGUAGGACCGCGUGUCCAUAGAACUCCAUCACUGUGAUGGCUCGUUGCAGUGAUGUAGGACCGCGUGUCCGUAGACGUCCAUCACUGUGAUGGCUCGUUGCAGUGAUGUAGGACCGCGUGUCUGUAGACGUCCAUCACUGUGAUGGCUCGUUGCAGUGAUGUGGGACCCCGUGUUCAUAGACGUCCAUCACUGUGAUGGCUCGUUGCAGUGAUGUAGGACCGCGUGUCUGUAGACGUCAUCACUGUGAUGGCUCGUUGCAGUGAUGUAGGACCGCGUGUCCGUAGACGUCCAUCACUGUGAUGGCUCGUUGCAGUGAUGUAGGACCGCGUGUCCAUAGAACUCAAUCACUGUGAUGGCUCGUUGCAGUGAUGUAGGACCGCGUGUCCGUAGACGUCCAUCACUGUGAUGGCUCGUUGCAGUGAUGUAGGACCGCGUGUCUGUAGACGUCCAUCACUGUGAUGGCUCGUUGCAGUGAUGUGGGACCCCGUGUUCAUAGACGUCCAUCACUGUGAUGGCUCGUUGCAGUGAUGUAGGACCGCGUGUCCGUAGACGUCCAUCACUGUGAUGGCUCGUUGCAGUGAUGUGGGACCCCGUGUUCAUAGACGUCCAACAAUUUGUUGUUGUUUGAGAGCUUGCGCUUUGUACUUGCAGAGCAAUCAUUGUACAAUUUCUCCAUCUGGACUGUCACGGUUUUUCAACAUGGCAUCUAGUAGUCUGGUUCUAGAUAUGCCGUCAGGGUAUUGGAGCAGACAUCCUCUACCGUUGACAAUGGCUGCAUAUCAACUGCAAUCAUUUCUGUAAUCAGCACUGUGAUUUUCUCCCUCUGUCCCUGAUCGCACGUCUUUAGUGUGACAAGCCUGUCUGUCUGUUAUAGGGGGUCUGCGGUUCUGCCAGCGAUGGGUUGGGUCUCACAGUGCCUCUUUCAGCAUGUCUGUUAUAGGGGGUCUGCGGUUCUGCCAGCGAUGGGUUGGGUCUCACAGUGCCUCUUUCAGCAUGUCUGUUAUAGGGGGUCUGCGGUUCUGCCAGCGAUGGGUUGGGUCUCACAGUGCCUCUUUCAGCAUGUCUGUUAUAGGGGGUCUGCGGUUCUGCCAGCGAUGGGUUGGGUCUCACAGUGCCUCUUUCAGCAUGUCUGUUAUAGGGGGUCUGCGGUUCUGCCAGCGAUGGGUUGGGUCUCACAGUGCCUCUUUCAGCAUGUCUGUUAUAGGGGGUCUGCGGUUCUGCCAGCGAUGGGUUGGGUCUCACAGUGCCUCUUUCAGCAUGUCUGUUAUAGGGGGUCUGCGGUUCUGCCAGCGAUGGGUUGGGUCUCACAGUGCCUCUUUCAGCAUGUCUGUUAUAGGGGGUCUGCGGUUCUGCCAGCGAUGGGUUGGGUCUCACAGUGCCUCUUUCAGCAUGUCUGUUAUAGGGGGUCUGCGGUUCUGCCAGCGAUGGGUUGGGUCUCACAGUGCCUCUUUCAGCACUGCACCUGGACUGCCACUGUAGCUCAAUUCCACCUUGCAAAGUUUUCCACCUUCACUUUUUACUUCUCAAAGUAUACAUCCCUGUUACGUCCCUGUUACGUCCCUGUUACGUCCCUGUUACGUCCCUGUUACGUCCCUGUAUCCCUGUUACGUCCCUGUUACGUCCCUGUAUCCCUGUUACGUCCCUGUUACGUCCCUGUUACGUCCCUGUUACGUCCCUGUUACGUCCCUGUUACGUCCCUGUUACGUCCCUGUGACGUCCCUGUGACGUCCCUGUUACGUCCCUGUUACGUCCCUGUAUCACUGUUACGUCCCUGUUACGUCCCUGUUACGUCCCUGUAUCACUGUUACGUCCCUGUUACGUCCCUGUUACGUCCCUGUUACGUCCCUGUAUCGUCCCUGUUACGUCCCUGUUACGUCCCUGUAUCACUGUUACGUCCCUGUUACGUCCCUGUAUCCCUGUUACGUCCCUGUUACGUCCCUGUAUCACUGUUACGUCCCUGUUACGUCCCUGUAUCCCUGUUACGUCCCUGUAUCCCUGUUACGUCCCUGUAUCCCUGUUACGUCCCUGUAUCACUGUUAUGUCCCUGUUACGUCCCUGUAUCACUGUUACGUCCCUGUAUCCCUGUUACGUCCCUGUAUCCCUGUUACGUCCCUGUUACGUCCCUGUAUCCCUGUUACGUCCCUGUAUCCCUGUUACGUCCCUGUUACGUCCCUGUAUCCCUGUUACGUCCCUGUAUCACUGUUACGUCCCUGUUACGUCCCUGUAUCCCUGUUACGUCCCUGUAUCACUGUUACGUCCCUGUUACGUCCCUGUAUCCCUGUUACGUCCCUGUAUCCCUGUUACGUCCCUGUUACGUCCCUGUUACGUCCCUGUAUCACUGUUACGUCCCUGUUACGUCCCUGUUACGUCACUGUUACGUCCCUGUUACGUCCCUGUAUCCCUGUUACGUCCCUGUAUCAAUCUGCCAUUUUCCCAACUGUUAACGACGAUGACGUGCGGAACGCUUUAUAUCCGUGGCAAAUCAUUGUAAAGAUUCAGAUCUCCUCCUACUAAUGUUACAGCAUUGUUGCAUUAGGUAUUUGUUUAAUUUGUAUUUUCCCUUUAUGAUAGUGAUCGGGGACCUGUUAGUGGUAGUUCUGUGAUAACUGCACUAUGAUUAACAUUUUGUGGGGAAAAACAAACACGUUUUUCUGUUAGGGAUUUAUUCUAAACGUUCACACCCCUAGUUACGUUCCAUUACAUCAUUCCAGUGACCGACGGCAGUGAGAGGGUUGAUUUCACUCCAGUGUCCCUGAGAGAACAGAGUUGACUGGCAUCAAAAUGGAUGGUUGAAUUGAAUGAUUUCAGUUUAAAUCUUGUUGGUCAGAACAGAGCUAGGUGAUUGGCUAGGGACCUGCUCUUGUUGGUCAGAACAGAGCUAGGUGAUUGGCUAGGAACCUGCUCUUGUUGGUCAGAACAGAGCUAGGUGAUUGGCUAGGGACCUGCUCUUGUUGGUCAGAACAGAGCUAGGUGAUUGGCUAGGGACCUGCUCUUGUUGGUCAGAACAGAGCUAGGUGAUUGGCUGCUCUGCUUAAAUAAAGGAAGUAGUAAAACUGACGCUCUUGAAGUCUGUCAGGUUGUAAAUGGGAAUUAGUUCUCACCUGGUUAAAGAAAGAUUAAAGCGAAACCCUCCCUUCUCUCCACCCCCAGGUUAUCCAAACGCAAAAGUGAGGGGUCUCGUGACGAGCCAGACCUGGAUCUUCCCAUGGAGCUGACAGAGGACUGGUGUACCAUGGAGCUGACAGAGGACUGGUGUACCAUGGAGGUCUGCAUCGACUGCAAGAAGUUCAUCUCUGAGAUCAUCUCCAGCAGCAAGCGCUCUCUGGCCACCAAGCGAGCCCGUCUGAAGAGAAAGACCCAGUCCUUCUACAUGUCUUCAGCUAACACAGACGACUACAGACCCUCUGAGAGGACCGUCAACGAGGUUUAG
Coregonus sp. 'balchen' is the source of this 17700-nucleotide messenger RNA. The record is from the annotation of a GenBank genome assembly. Lineage: Eukaryota; Metazoa; Chordata; Actinopteri; Salmoniformes; Salmonidae.